Molecule: messenger RNA, 2963 nt
Organism: Electrophorus electricus (electric eel)
Lineage: Eukaryota; Metazoa; Chordata; Actinopteri; Gymnotiformes; Gymnotidae
Gene: mmp16a
Product: matrix metallopeptidase 16a (membrane-inserted)
Biological process (GO): skeletal system development; proteolysis; extracellular matrix organization
Cellular component (GO): extracellular matrix; plasma membrane
Molecular function (GO): zinc ion binding; metalloendopeptidase activity
Source: RefSeq, a predicted model, not a curated record
GGGAAACAAAAUUAAAUUAAUUAUCAUUAAUUCUUACACUAUAAUUAUACUAUUAUUUGUUGUUUUGUUGUUGUUUUGUUGUUGUUGUUUAAAAUUUGUUUAUAUUAGUAUAGUAAUAGUAUUCUCGCUGGUGCUGUUUGGUUUUUGAUCUAAGGUUCCGUAACGUUGUCUUCCUCAGUUCGGAGAGGCCGUGUUGUUAUACUCGCUGGAGGGGGGAAUGCAGUACAGCGCAGGCGCAGAAUCGCAGGAAACGGUUGAAAACUACCAGUAAUGCCUCUCCAAAAAUGAACCUAACUAAAUGGUACUGAUCAGAGCAUCGUAUCUGCAACUGCUGCAGGAGACAGGGCAGCUGACAAAGACGAGAAGAACUUUGGGAGGAAGCAAAACGAGUGCUUCUCCGGAUUUAUCCCUAUCUCGACGACUCGACCGUUUCUCUGCCUGGGUAGCAAUCGACAUCAAUCCUCAACAAUGUUUCCAACCAACUGAAACGCGGGGAUUUAUUCCUUCCAGUUGUUUUAUUAACUAUUAAAAAAAUAGCCAAAACCUAAACACGGGUCAUUAUGUAUUUGUUAACAUUCCACACUAGAAGACGUUUGAAUAGCUUUUGUCCGGGGGCGUUGUGCUUGCAAUUCAUGCUUUGGAUUUUAUGUGCCGUUUACGGAGAGGAGCAGCCGUUCAGUGUGGAGGCGUGGCUCCAGCGCUAUGGCUACCUCCCCCCCACAGACCCCAGGAUGUCUGUUCUGCGCUCGGCCCAAACGAUGCAGUCUGCUAUCGCUGCCAUGCAGCGGCUGUACGGCCUCAACGUCACCGGUGCGCUCGACAAGAACACCAUCGACGCUAACACUAUAAGCUGGAUGAAGAAGCCCCGGUGUGGUGUACCAGACCAGCUCGGUGGUGCCUCAAAAUUCAGCGUACGAAAACGACGCUAUGCCCUCACAGGACAAAAGUGGCAGCACAAACACAUUACAUACAGUAUAAAGAACGUCACACCCAAGGUGGGAGCGGAGGAGACCCAUGAUGCCAUCCGGCGGGCAUUCGAGGUGUGGCAGAACGUGACGCCCCUCCGCUUCGAAGCAGUUCCCUACAGUGAGCUGGAACGCAGUAAGAGGGACGUGGACAUUACCAUAAUAUUUGCCUCGGGUUUCCACGGAGACAGCUCACCCUUCGAUGGCGAGGGCGGCUUUCUGGCGCACGCCUACUUCCCCGGGCCGGGCAUUGGGGGAGACACCCACUUUGACUCAGAUGAGCCCUGGACACUGGGGAACCCCAACCAUGAUGGGAAUGACCUGUUUCUGGUGGCUGUGCAUGAGCUGGGUCAUGCCUUAGGCUUGGAGCACUCCAACGACCCCACGGCCAUCAUGGCCCCAUUCUACCAAUACAUGGACACAGAGAACUUCAAACUGCCUCACGAUGACCUACAGGGUAUCCAGAAGAUCUAUGGGCCCCCAGACAAGACCCCCCAACCCACGAAGCCUUUACCGACAGCACCUCCUCCCCGCUCCCACCCUCCUUCAGACCCCCGCAAACAUGACCGCCAGACACGGCCCCCACGCUUACCCACGGGGGACAAGCCCAUCCAUCCCAACGCCAAGCCCAACAUCUGUGAUGGCGACUUCAACACAUUGGCCAUCCUGCGGCGAGAGAUGUUUGUGUUUAAGGAUCACUGGUUUUGGAGGGUCAGGGACAACGCUGUAAUGCCAGGGUAUCCCAUGCUCAUCAAUGUUUUCUGGAGGGGUCUGCCACCCAAGAUAGAUGCCGUCUAUGAGAACAGCGAGGGCAAGUUUGUCUUCUUUAAAGGAAAGCAGUUCUGGGUGUUCAAGGACACCAUGCUCCAGCCUGGCUACCCAAAGGACAUCUCCAUGUUUGGGAAUGGCAUGCCCGCACAGAGCAUUGAGACUGCCGUCUGGUGGGAGGAUGUAGCCAAGACCUACUUCUUCAAAGGGGACAGGUAUUGGAGAUACAAUGAGGAUAUGCGGACCAUGGAUCCUGGCUACCCAAAGUCUAUCACAGUGUGGAAGGGUGUUCCAGAUUCUCCUCAGGGUGCCUUUGUUGAUAAAGCCAAUGGCUUCACAUACUUCUACAAAGAUAAAGAGUAUUGGAAGUUCAACAACCAGAGGCUACGGGUUGAGCCAGGCUACCCUCGCUCCAUCCUCAAGGACUUCAUGGGCUGUGACCUAACACCCAUCGACCCCGACCGCCUCCCCACCGAGGACGUUGACAUUGUCAUUCAGCUUGACAACGAGGCCAGCACAGUGAAAGCCAUUGCCAUCGUCAUCCCCUGCAUCCUGGCACUGUGUCUGCUGGUGCUGAUCUACACCGUGUUUCAGUUCAAGAGGAAGGGCACACCACGUCACAUACUGUACUGCAAACGCUCCAUGCAGGAGUGGGUGUGAGUCAGUGCCCCACCCAGGCCUGUCCCUUACUCCCACCCCACCCCCGGUAAUUGCCGCGGUGGUACAGCCCACCUUAAACCUGCAGACUACGGCCCUGACCUCACUCUGUCUCACUAUGGUUCUCUGGGGAGCAGAGAGGGCCAUUGCCUAGAUCUCCCCCUCCAGGAGAGGAAGGGUGCAUUACUCCUUACUCUCAGCCUCUCUCCUAUUGGCACAGUGCAACCAAUCUAAGACUAGGGAGGGUUUCAGACUCCUCCCAUGGUGCAUUGUGUCGUCCUGUGUCAAAUCAGGUCUUAACUGUUCUAAGUGGAAAAAGCUGAUUGCUAUAUCUUUAGGUUUUACUCGAUUUUGCACGCUCAAAAGAGAAAAAGGAGAAAUAUGCCCAUUUUAAAGUUGCUGGAAUUCAACAAGUACACGUCUUAAAAGUUUACCUUUUUAUCUUUUAGCCUAUUCUUUGACUUUAAUCCAUAACUUAUUUUUUGAACCGAGGUAUGUACAACUCCCUUUAAGCACUCCUGAAAAAGAGAGCCCAAACCAAAUAAAGACUCUUUCUCUCCAAAGAGGAUUUUA